Messenger RNA from Raphanus sativus (radish), 2813 nucleotides. RefSeq names its product putative leucine-rich repeat receptor-like protein kinase At2g19210. Gene Ontology annotation, molecular function: protein binding; protein kinase activity; ATP binding. Gene Ontology annotation, biological process: protein phosphorylation. NCBI's taxonomy places the organism in Eukaryota, Viridiplantae, Streptophyta, Magnoliopsida, Brassicales, Brassicaceae. The record is from RefSeq and is a predicted model, not a curated record.
AUGGGGCUUCCAUUGAUUUCAUUCACAAGUUUCUUUGCUGUUCUUGUUCUUCUCGUUCGUGCUCAAGACCAGUCAGGUUUUGUCAGUAUAGACUGUGGUAUACCGGACGAUUCAAGUUAUAACGAUGAAAUAACAGACAUCAAGUACGUGUCAGAUGCUGCAUACGUCGAGUCUGGAACAAUCCAUGGCAUAGAUACUCAGUUUCAGACAAGUUCUCUUGAGAAGCAGUUCCAAAACGUUAGGAGCUUCCCUGACGGCAAGAGAAACUGUUACGAUGUUCAGCCUCCGCGGGGAAAAGGCUUCAAGUAUUUGAUCAGAACACGGUUCAUGUACGGUAACUACGAUACUCUAGGACAAGCACCCGAGUUUGAUCUUUAUCUUGGGGUCAACCUAUGGGACUCUGUUAAAAUAGAUAAUGCAACACUGAUAGUUACCAAAGAGAUCAUUUACACUCUUCGUUCAGACCAUGUUCAUGUGUGUCUUGUUGAUAAAGACAAAGGAACACCGUUCCUGUCUGUGUUAGAACUCAGGCUCCUAAAGAGUGAUACAUACGAGACUCCUUAUGAUUCAAUGAUGCUGUUUAAAAGAUGGGAUCUUGGAGGGCUCGGUAAUGCUCCUGUCAGGUACAAAGAUGAUGUUUUUGACCGGAUAUGGAUACCUCUGAGGUUUCCAAAGUAUACAAUCUUCAACGCAUCUCUCACAAUAGAUUCCAACAACAACAAUGGAUUCAACCCGCUCGCUCUGUCAAGCCAAGACAUAAUCCUUUAUUGGGAACCAGAGGUUCCUACUUGGAGAUACUACGUGUAUAUGCAUUUUGCAGAAGUUGUUGAACUUCCAAGUAAUGAGACCAGAGAGUUCUCAGUGCUUCUGAACGAGAAGCCAAUCAACAUGACCGAUUUUAGCCCUCGCUUUGUUCAGAACCCCGUGAGCGGUCCAAGACUCGAGUUUCUUCUUAGACGUACUGGCAAAUCUACGCUUCCACCCAUGAUUAACGCAGUUGAAACAUAUCGAGUCAAUGAGUUUCUUAACUCAACUACUGACGAACAAGAUGUUCAAGCAAUUAUGGUGAUAAAGUCCAAGUAUGGAGUGAAGAAGAACUGGCUUGGAGAUCCAUGUGCUCCAGUCAACUAUCCUUGGAAGGAUAUCAACUGCAGCUACGUUAAUAACGAGCCUCCAAGAAUCGUUUCUGUGAAUUUAUCCUUCAGUGGCUUGACUGGCCAAAUUGAUCUAGCCUUCUUCAACCUUACCUCAUUACAGAAGCUGGACUUAUCAAACAACAGUUUAACAGGAAAAGUACCUGAUUUCCUUGGAAAUCUACAUAACUUGACAGAGUUAAACUUGGAAGGAAACAAGUUAGUGGGUGCUCUUCCGGCGAAACUACUGGAAAGAUCAAAUAACAAGUCGCUUGUGCUAAGAGUUGGCGGGAAUCCAGACCUCUGCGUGUCUGCUUCAUGUCAAAAAACGAGUGAGCAGACAAAGAAGAAUGUAUACAUCAUUCCAAUAGUAGGAUCUGUCGCGGCAGUGUUUAGUCUUGUAAUAGCAAUAGCUUUGUUCUUGAUGUACAAGAAGAGACAACCAAGAGGCGGUUCUAAUAGUGUUAGGACUGGGCCAUUGGACACAACAAAACGUUACUACAAAUACUCAGAAGUCGUGAAAAUUACAAACAACUUUGAGAGAGUACUUGGACAAGGAGGUUUCGGAAAAGUAUACCAUGGUUUCCUAAAUGAAGAGCAAGUCGCUGUCAAGAUUCUUUCUGCGUCAUCAACUCAAGGGUACAGAGAGUUCAGAGCAGAGGUUGAAAUUCUCCUGCGAGUUCAUCACAAGAACCUAACCGCACUUAUUGGAUACUGCAACGAAGCAGAGAAUAUGGCGCUUAUAUACGAAUUUAUGGCUAAUGGAACCUUGGGAGAUUAUUUGUCAGGGAAAAAAUCUUACGUCUUGAGCUGGGAGGAGAGGCUACAAAUAUCAUUAGAUGCUGCACAAGGGCUUGAGUAUCUUCACAAUGGCUGCAAACCUCCCAUUGUCCAAAGAGAUGUAAAGCCGGCUAAUAUACUUAUUAACGACAAGCUUCAGGCUAAGAUUGCUGACUUUGGGUUAUCUAGAAGCGUUGUUCCAUUGGACGGUACUAACCAAAGUACAACUGCAGUUGCUGGAACUAUUGGUUAUCUUGAUCCUGAGUACCAAUCGAUGCAACAGUUAAGUGAGAAGAGUGAUGUUUACAGCUUUGGGGUGGUUCUUUUGGAAGUUGUGACGGGCCAACCGGUGAUUUUACGUUCAAGAAUAACAGCAGAGAACAUGCACAUAACCGACCUGGUCGAGUUGCUUCUGUCCACAGGAAAUAUCAGAGGCAUUAUGGAUCCAAAGCUGGGGGGGAGGUUUGAUGCUGGUUCGGCUUGGAAGAUCACUGAGGUAGCAAUGGCGUGUGCAUCUCGUAGCUCUAAAAAUAGACCUACCAUGAGUCAGGUGGUUGCUGAACUGAAGGAGAGUGUAAGCAGAGCAGCAGCCGGUGGAGGUUCCGGCGCCAGUAGUGUUACAGAGCCCGCGAUGACGCAUGCUGACUCAGGAAUGUUUCCUCAGGCGAGGUAGAUGAUUGUUGAAUCCAUCUAACUUUCAACUUCCAGAAACUGGAAUGUUCUGUGUGGUGUGGAGUGAGAUUAUGAAGAAUAAGAACAAUGUUGAGUUUUGUUACCCUUGUCUUUUUGUAAGAUACUUGUACAAGAAGUUUCGUAUUUAAAAGUCUUUUGUCAUUAUCUCAGUUUGAUCAAUCUAUUAAACUAGAUGGGCUUCCAACUUAAAAUGAUCCGUUGUAAUGG